Molecule: messenger RNA, 6178 nt
Organism: Antechinus flavipes (yellow-footed antechinus)
Lineage: Eukaryota; Metazoa; Chordata; Mammalia; Dasyuromorphia; Dasyuridae
Gene: MAN1A1
Product: mannosidase alpha class 1A member 1
Exons: 13
Coding region: 721-2736 (671 amino acids)
Biological process (GO): carbohydrate metabolic process; N-glycan processing
Cellular component (GO): endoplasmic reticulum; extracellular exosome; Golgi membrane
Molecular function (GO): calcium ion binding; mannosyl-oligosaccharide 1,2-alpha-mannosidase activity
Source: RefSeq, a predicted model, not a curated record
GCAUUAGUGGAAACCCGGCAGCCGAGGAAUAGCUAGCGUGCAAUACAGCUCACUGGAGCGCCGGCCAGCCCGCCCAGGACAGCGGCGGCCAGGACAGCCAAGCAGCAGCUGCAGCCGCCACCGACACCACUGUGGGGGCAGCAGAAAUGAUGAGCACGGUGCGCGGCUGAAGUUGACUAGCCCCUGGCCGCGCCCCUCUAAGAUUUAGAGUUGGCUGUGCCUGCUGUGGGGGGAAGGUGUCCGAUCUCAUUCCAGCCCCUGCUGCCACCCAGGUGUGUGCAGGACACCGAGUCCAAGGUGUAGAUCCUAAAAACUCCACGUGAACACUAAGGAGGGGGCAGAGAGGGCGGCACCUGGAGCCUUGCCAGGAGGUGGGGGCCCCAGUGGGGCGGGGACCCACCGGAAACUUUAUCCAAAUAAUUCUCCUUUUCUGCUUUCUCUCAUUGCAGCAGCUGCAACCGGAGGAGCCUCCUGUGCGGUGUGGGUGGGCAGUAAGAGCUUCCCCUGGAGACCCCCUCCAGAAAGAAGUGAGAGGGUGGGGAAGUUGUUUCUCCCACUCUGACUCCUGGGUGAGGAUCUACAGCCUAACGGGAAGAUUAUUGAUCUCUGGAUGCCCGGGACUUGGACCCUGAACCCCUGACAGCCGGGCGGAGGGGUGAAGUUUGGGGUUGUACGCUGCUGAUAUCAGGGCCACUAGCAUCCCCAGAGUCUCACGGAGAGAUGCCGAUGGGGGGCCUGCUGCCGGUGUUCAAUAGCCCUCCUGGGGGCGGGCUAGGAGGUGGGGUCGGCGGCGGUAGCAGUGGCUUGGGCAUCAGGAAGGUAGCCGGGCCGGGCGCUUUCCGUCUGACCGAGAAGUUCGUCUUGCUGCUGGUGUUCAGCGCUUUCAUCACGCUGUGUUUCGGAGCGAUCUUUUUCUUGCCGGAUUCUUCGAAGCUGCUCAGCGGGGUCUUCUUCCACUCCAAUUCGGCCCUCCCUCCAGCUUCCGACCACAAGCCGGGACUCGGCUUGGGCAGCAUCAAUGCAGGGGGAAAAGGGGAAGACGGAGGCGAAGGUGAGAGGGCAGCGGCAGCAGCUGCGGCCGCCGCGGCCGCGGACAAUUUGGCCAAGAUUCGAGAAGACCACGAGCGAGCCUUGAGAGAGGCCAAGGAGACGCUGCAGAAGUUGCCCGAGGAGAUUCAGAAAGAUAUUCUCCACGAGAAGGAGCAAGUUAUUCAAGACAAACUGCUCAAUAAAGAGAAUGCCGAUGGAUUGCCUCACCUGGACUUCCGCCCUCCUAUCGGGGCUAUAGGACGGGAACCCACAGACCCAGAUAUUCGUCAAAAGAGAGCAAAGAUCAAAGAGAUGAUGAAACAUGCUUGGGAUAAUUAUAAACUUUAUGCCUGGGGAUUAAAUGAACUGAAACCUAUAUCAAAAAAAGGACAUUCAAGUAGUUUAUUUGGUAACAUUCAAGGAGCAACAAUAGUUGAUGCCCUAGAUACUCUUUUUAUAAUGGAAAUGAAAGAUGAAUUCAAAGAAGCAAAAGAAUGGAUUGAAAAAAAUUUAGAUUUUAAUGUGGUAUCAAGACCAUAUUUGUAUCAUAAAAGGAGAUUGAAUGCGGAAAUUUCAGUUUUUGAAGUGAACAUACGUUUUGUUGGUGGACUUCUCUCAGCAUACUAUCUCACUGGAGAAGAGAUAUUUCGAAAGAAAGCAGUGGAACUUGGAGAAAAAUUACUUCCUGCAUUUCACACACCCUCUGGAAUACCUUGGGCAUUGCUGAAUUUGAAGAGUGGGAUUGGUCGAAAUUGGCCUUGGGCAUCUGGAGGAAGCAGUAUUCUGGCAGAAUUUGGAACCUUGCAUUUGGAGUUUGUACAUUUGAGCCAUUUAUCUGGGAAUCCAGUCUUUGCUGAAAAGGUGUUUGGAAUUCGAAAUGUUCUGAACACACUGGAUAAACCACAAGGCCUUUACCCCAACUAUCUAAAUCCCAGUAGUGGACAGUGGGGUCAACAUCAUGUAUCAGUUGGAGGACUAGGAGAUAGCUUUUAUGAAUAUUUGCUAAAGGCAUGGCUAAUGUCAGACAAGACAGAUUUAGAAGCUAAGAAAAUGUAUUUUGCAGCCGUUCAGGCCAUUGAGACUCAUUUAAUCCGGAAAUCCAGUGGUGGUCUGACCUACAUUGCAGAGUGGAAAGGUGGCCUUUUGGAACACAAAAUGGGUCACCUGACUUGUUUUGCUGGAGGCAUGUUUGCGCUUGGUGCUGCCUGGGCUUCUCCAGAGUUAACACAGCAUCACAUUGAACUUGGCGCUGAAAUUGCCCGCACAUGUUAUGAAUCAUACAACCGCACUGCAAUGAAACUGGGACCAGAAGCUUUCAGAUUUGAUGGUGGUGUGGAAGCCAUUGCUACAAGACAGAGUGAAAAAUACUAUAUCUUAAGACCUGAAGUGGUUGAGACUUAUAUGUACAUGUGGAGAUUAACCCAUGAUCCAAAGUAUAGGAAAUGGGCCUGGGAAGCUGUAGAGGCACUGGAAAAACACUGCCGGGUAGAUGGAGGCUAUUCUGGCCUCAGGGACGUUUAUCUAAAGCGAGAGAGUUAUGAUGAUGUACAGCAGAGUUUCUUCCUGGCAGAAACCCUAAAAUAUCUCUAUUUGCUGUUUUCUGAUGAUGAUCUCCUUCCACUGGAACAUUGGAUCUUUAAUACUGAGGCUCAUCUUCUACCAGUUCUCCACAAGAAUAAUCAGGAGGUGGAAGAAAAUCACAAAUAAAAAGAUUCUGAACAUAUUGUUUUGCUGCAUUCCUUUAAUUUUCCCACACACCUUAAAAAUUCCCUUCUAUUCCCAGCACAUUGCAAACUUUGAUUACAAUUGGUGUGGUUCUUCUGAGUUCUUAAACAAAUUGUUUUGCAGUCCAUUUUAUUUAAUAGGAAAUAUUUGUAAUUGGAUUUAAAUUCCUCAUUAUGUCUUCAGUUCAUCCAGUUAAUCUUCUUAAAAAAAAGAAAAAAGAAAUUUGCCAUCUCUGGAAUUUAUGAGGCUGUUGAGUCACUUUUGCCAAACUGAAUAAGUGGGUCUUAAGGUUUAAGGUGACCUGUUUACUACAAUUUUAAUUUGACUGCAAAAUUUUUUCCUCCUCUAUGAGGAGAUGAUGUCUGCUUUAAGCUGUAAUAUUUUGCCAUGUUGCAAAAAGCCAUAAUAAAUUAAUUAUUGAAACAGCUUUUUUUUUCUUUCCAAUUUCAUGUUAAUCUAGUUUGUUCACCCAAGAUGAAUCUUGUAAUUGUGACAGCCUCCUCUGAUGCGGGUCUAUCAUUAUUUGGUAGAAUGUCUUUUAAAAUACUUCACUCACAUUGUAAUCUAAAUAAAAAUCAACAGAGCUAUUAUCGUCCCAUGUUGAUCUCAUUCUCCUUAAGAGUUGCAGUAGAUUUUACUGUAACAAAAUUGCAUUGGUGUUUUUAAUUUGUGAAUUUUUCUCAAAUUUUGUUUUUAAAUGUACUGUAUUUGUUGCCAACUGGAUCAUUCCUUUCAUUUUCCAGCACAUCGUAGUAUCAAUUAUAAAGACAGCUUAGUAUGAGCAAAAUAAACCAUUUUCCAAGAGUCUGCUGUAAUGGAAUUAUUCUUUUAAAAAAGGGAAUAGAAAUAGAACACUAUUCAUUUUUGCUUUUGGUGGCAGUAUGAAGAAACAUGAUCAUUUAAAAAACAGAACAAGUGCUUCAUGUGAUUUUUGUUGUUGAUUUCUUUGCAAUUAAUUUCUGUGGUUUUUAUUUUUUUGUAUAACAUUCCAUUUAUUCUAGAUUGUGAACAAGACUCCACUCAAAUGCAGUAAAUUAUUUUAAUGUAGAUAAUGUGAGUGUUGGGUUUCAGCCUCAUUAAAGAAGAUUCUCAUUCUAAUAUUUAUUCCUGGUCAACUGACAGAAAAUCUAAACAAUCAGCUCCAAAGGAGUCAAACCCUUUAUAAUGUAGUAUUUCAAACAUCUCAACAUAUUGGCCCGAAUUUAUUGACGCGAUAUGUGUGUGUGUGCCAAAAACCUUAUCCAUAUUUUCUUUGUUUUAACCUGACCAGUCUCCCAAUGAACUAGGAAAGGAGCUGGCUGUAUUCUUUAACUUUGGGAAACAAAAGUACAUGAAAUCAACCAGUCCUCUCUCAGAUUUAAAUAGGAUAGAAAGACUGAUAUCAAUAGGUGUUCUAUAUCUAUAUACACUUAUAGAUAUAUAAUUGGAAUAUUACUGAAUGACUUUAACCAAGGAAACACCACUGGGAUGGUAAUGUGUUUUCUUUGACUUGGCAUAAUUUCUCUUGGAUCAAAUAUGUGCAAUCAUGUAUGUAUGUGUGCAUAGGCACGCACUAUUUUUAAAAUAAUUAGAAUCCUUUACAGUAAUAACUGUUAUCAGCCCUAGGUGGGUAAUAGGAUAUUCUGGUUGAUCAGUUAUUUAAAAUGAUAAUACAAUAAAUAUUUACUUAGAGAACUUAAGAAAAUUAACAUGAUUAGAUCAAUUUUCGAUUAGAAUAAAAUUAAAAUAGAGUUUAAUAGUGAUAAAAUUAACUUUUUUGGUGAUUCAGAAAGUACCUCAUAAAGAAUAUCAUUUUUCAUUGUGGUGAUAGGCAAAAGUCCUAAUUUAGGUCUGACAGAAGGACAGAUAACAGAGUUUACUGUACAUGAUAUUCCAUUAAAAUGAAUCUGAUUGAAUUCUCUUGUAUAUUGUAAUUAAAAUUUCUGUGUGUCAUUUAAAAGAAACAGAUUUCCCAGAAUAUGGAUUUUUCCAAGUGUGUUCCUAUCUAGAGCAAAGAGCCCUUUUUGCAGAAGGGGAUAUAUUUUUUCUCCUUUCCAUUGCAUUCUUCAAAUCACACUGUGAUCUAAUUUCAUUAAUAAUAUGAUUCCUAAAAGAAAACAGAUUAAAUUUUUAAUAGAUGGCACUUUUUUCUAGACAGAGGAAAAUAGUUUUGUUUUCACCAGGUGUUUUAGUAUCAUUGUUUCAUAUACAUCAGAGAAGUAGUCAGUAUAAUAAUACCUACAUACACUGAAAAGUUUUUAGCUAAAUUUUCGAUUCAAACUUGUCAAAUAUACCAGGACAAAGCCAUGUGCUUUAAAAGAAAAUGAAUAAAGCAGCUCAUUUUCUCAGGUCUAAUUAGACUUAAUGGAUUCAAUUAAUGUUGUUUAAUAUUAAAUGUUUCCAAAGACCUCCUUUGUCAGAAUCAUCUUUAUGUAGUCUACUACCUUUUUAUAUCUUCUACUUAUGGAUCAGAUAGGAAAUAUAUCAAUAAAUUAUUAUUGGUAUGAUAAUGUGUUUCUUAAACCUGAAAUAACUUUUAGGUAUAAUUUUAACUCUUUUAAUGAAACAAAUACACAUAAUUUAUUGUGGGAAGUGAAGCUAGGAGAUAAUGCAUGUAUUUUCUUUUUUUUUUCCUCCCAAGCCUUUAAGAUAUAUAGGCAGGACUGUUGCUAAAAUUGGGCCUUAUGUGUUUAGAUUCAAGUUCUCAUGUUAGUUUCCAUAGGAUGAGGAAAAUAAAUAAAUGUAUUUUCUUGAUUUCAAGUUUUGAUUUGAAAGCACAAAGCAGAUUUGUAUUUCUGCAACAGAUAGGGUAUUAAAUUCAGGUUGUAUGUAAAAACUGCACUAUAAUGUAUCUUUUGUAUCUUGGUGUAAGUAGACAAGAAGAUUGUAACACAUAAUGCUCUGCCAACGGCAAGGUUAACCUUUUGUAAAUUCUAGAACUUGGGUUUUUGAGAAAUCCCCAAACACCAAAAAUGUAUACAUGAUAAGGAAUUAAUAAAUGUUAUUGAAAUUUAGCUGGUAAUUCUUAGUUUUGAAAGUUUUCAAUGACUGAAAUCUUUAUGUAGACAUUGCCUUUCAUUCCUAUCUUCAGCAUCACAAUGCAGUUAAGUUUACAACGUUGAUAUUUUUAAAGGUGAAUAAUUUAAACAAUACCUAGUUUUGUUGUCAUGAGAUGUUUUCUUUUGGAUACAACUUGUGAAAUUAAUAUUGCUUAUAUCUGUUGUCUGGCAAAUCUACAAUGCCCAAUGAUGUUUGUGAUGAUUUCAUCAUGUGUUAGCCAUUUCUAUGCAUCGAUUGUGUUUUGAUUUGUAUAUAAAUCCAUUUAGUCUUUUUCCAAAUUUAUAUAAAUCUCUAAUGAUAUGAAAUACAUAAUAGAUCAAGACAUAAUUUUUAAGAGCUAUAUUUGUAAAAAUUUCUCUAUGGUGAAUAAAGUCUUUUAAUAUAC